AGCGAGCGAGCGGGGGGGGGGAGAGCCCCAGCCGCCCCCGCCGAGCUGGGCCCUGCUGCUCUGCGGGCCGAGGACAGGGACGCAAUGCGAAGCAGGAGGGCUGCGCGCCCUGCGGUGUUCCGAGGAGAGCGAGGCCGGGCUCCGGGCCGCGCGUGGCGGGCUCUCUGCAGCCCGCACUGUCGAGGUCCUAAGAGAGGACCUGGCCCCUCUGUCCCUCUCAGCUGGGGGCCGUGGGACUCCCCGAGACGACUCCAUUCCCUUCUCCCAACCCCGCGGAGUGACUCUCAGCCCUGUAUCGCUGCUGCGGCUGCUCAGGACAGAUUCUAGGGGCUGGGCCUCCGACCUCUUGGGGGGGCUGUGGAGCCCAUGCAGAUUGACGUGGACCCCCAGGAGGACCCACAGAAUGCGCCUGAUAUCAACUAUGUGGUGGAGAACCCCACCCUGGAUCUGGAGCAGUACGCAGCCAGCUACAGCGGCCUGAUGCGCAUUGAGCGGCUACAGUUCAUUGCUGACCACUGCCCCCCACUGCGGGUAGAGGCCCUGAAAAUGGCCCUGUCCUUCGUGCAGAGGACCUUCAACGUGGACAUGUAUGAGGAGAUCCACCGGAAGCUCUCAGAGGCCACCAGGGAGCUCCAGAACACACCAGAUGCCAUCCCUGAGAGUAGUGUGGAGCCUCCAGCCCUGGACACAGCUUGGGUGGAGGCUACGCGGAAGAAGGCUCUGCUGAAGUUGGAGAAGCUGGACACAGACCUGAAGAACUAUAAGGGCAACUCCAUCAAGGAGAGCAUCAGGCGUGGCCACGAUGACCUGGGCGAUCACUACCUCGACUGUGGGGACCUCAGCAAUGCCCUCAAGUGCUACUCCCGGGCCCGAGACUACUGUACCAGCGCCAAGCAUGUCAUCAACAUGUGCCUCAAUGUCAUCAAGGUCAGCGUCUACUUGCAGAACUGGUCUCAUGUACUGAGCUACGUCAGUAAGGCUGAGUCCACCCCAGAGAUUGCAGAGCAGCGAGGAGAGCGGGACAGCCAGACCCAGGCCAUCCUCACCAAGCUCAAGUGUGCUGCAGGGUUGGCUGAGUUGGCUGCAAGGAAGUACAAACAGGCUGCCAAGUGCUUCCUGCUGGCAUCAUUUGAUCACUGCGACUUCCCUGAGUUGCUGUCUCCUAGCAAUGUGGCUGUCUAUGGUGGCCUGUGUGCCUUGGCCACCUUUGACCGGCAGGAACUACAGCGCAACGUUAUUUCCAGCAGCAGCUCCUUCAAGCUAUUCCUGGAGUUGGAGCCACAGGUCCGAGACAUCAUCUUCAAAUUCUACGAAUCUAAGUAUGCCUCAUGCCUGAAGAUGCUGGAUGAGAUGAAGGACAACCUGCUCCUAGACAUGUACCUGGCUCCCCAUGUCAGGACCCUGUACACCCAGAUUCGCAAUCGUGCCCUCAUCCAGUACUUCAGCCCCUACGUGUCAGCUGACAUGCACAAGAUGGCAGCAGCCUUCAACACCACGGUGGCAGCCCUGGAGGAUGAGCUGACACAGCUCAUUCUGGAGGGGCUUAUCAAUGCCCGUGUGGACUCACAUAGCAAGAUCCUGUAUGCCCGGGAUGUAGAUCAGCGCAGCACCACCUUUGAGAAGUCCCUGCUGAUGGGUAAGGAGUUCCAGCGCCGUGCCAAGGCCAUGAUGCUGAGAGCAGCUGUGCUGCGCAACCAGAUCCAUGUCAAGUCUCCACCUAGAGAGGGGAGCCAGGGAGAGCUGACUCCAGCCAACAGCCAAUCUCGGAUGAGCACCAACAUGUGAGGGGCCUGCCAGCCUCCAGGACAGUCUGCACACCCUUCCCACCCCUGCAGAUACAUACCCCUGGACGCAGCUGGGCAUCCUUGUGCCCCUCUAUCCCACUGUGUCCUGUGCUGGGGGGGGUCUGGGAAGGCUGGCAAGAUGCCAACUGUGGGCCUUCCUAGAAGGAGGGAUCUGUGGGCUUCAACCCCAAAGGUCUCUACCCCCAGGAGCUGACUGUGGUGCCCAGAUUCCUCCUGUCCUUGCAUCGUCGUGUGGUGCAGAUGAGCUGACUAGUCCAUUAAAGAGCAAGUUGAACACUG
Molecule: messenger RNA, 2084 nt
Organism: Otolemur garnettii (small-eared galago)
Lineage: Eukaryota; Metazoa; Chordata; Mammalia; Primates; Galagidae
Gene: GPS1
Product: G protein pathway suppressor 1
Exons: 13
Coding region: 367-1785 (472 amino acids)
Cellular component (GO): COP9 signalosome
Source: RefSeq, a predicted model, not a curated record